AUGCCUGUACCUGUUCUCAGGGUGGCCACCGUCAUGCCUGUGCCUGUUUUCAAGAUAUCCGUGACCAUACCAGCACCUGUACCUAUUCUCAAGAUAGCAAUAGUCAUGCCUGCACCUGUUCUUAAGAUGGCUGCCGCCACACCCGAGCCACUAUACAAGAUUGCUGCCACACCUGAGCCACUAUACAAGAUUGCUGCCACACCCGAGCCACUCCACAAGAUGGCUGCCACACCCGAGCCACUUCACAAGAUGGCUGCCACACCUGCCUCUACAGUUAAUGUCAGGACCCAGCGGUUGAUGUCUAGUCUGGCGGAUACCCAGAUGAUGUCUGUACGGGCGGCUGGGAUCUCAAGUCCGGUUGUGUCCAAUGUCACUCAAACCCAUAAACCUGAGUCAUCUGAGUUGGCCGCAAAGUCCGAACCUGAGUCUCUUGAACUUCCUGUCACAGUUGAGAGGUCCGAACCUGAGUCUCCUGCACUUCCUGUCACAGCUGAAAGGUUUGAAUUCGAGUCCCCUGAGCUUCCUGUCUCGACCAAGUUAGCUGAGCCUAAGUUUCCUGAAUUUCCUGUCCUGACCAUAAGGCCUGUUUCCGAGUUCCCCGAGUUUCCUGUAAAGGCCGAGAUGGUUACUCCUGAGUUUCCUGUGUCCUGUAGGUCAGCCAAAAUGGCUGCUUCCUGCUUCACAGACUCUCUGGCCUUGCCAAAAUGGCUGCAUGACUCCCAAAGUCUCUCUGUCCCGUCCAAAAUGUCCGUUCCUGAGUUCCCCAGUCUCUCUGUCCUGCCUGGCCCAAGAUGGCAGCUCCCAAGCUCCCUGAACUCUCUGCCUGGCCCAGGAUGGCCAGCCCCGAGCUCCCAGAACUCUCUGCCACAACUAACCUCUCCCUCUGCCUAG
Paramisgurnus dabryanus is the source of this 891-nucleotide messenger RNA. The record is from RefSeq and is a predicted model, not a curated record. NCBI's taxonomy places the organism in Eukaryota, Metazoa, Chordata, Actinopteri, Cypriniformes, Cobitidae.